GACAAUAGUGAGUGGUGCACACUUCCUUCGCCCGGCCACAGAACAAAAUAAAGAGUUGCUGGUGUAACAAUUUUUGAUUGAUACUUUUUUUUUUAGGAAGAAUAUAUUCCACUCCUCUCUUGUACACGCGGCUUAUGAGAUGAACGCUGGUCAAGAAGAACGUCCCCUUCAGCAGCAGGAGGAUCCACAGCCCCCCCACAUCAAAGAGGAAGAGGAGGAUCUCUGGGUUACUCAGGAGGAAGAGUUUCUUCCAGGGCAGGAGGAGGCGGAUCUCAGCAAGUUUCCACUGACUGUUGUCUCUGUGAAGACUGAAGAGCAUGAAGACAAACCACCUGAGUCCUCACAGCUUCAUCACAGUCCAAACGUCUGUGAAGAACAUCUUCACCCUGAGCAACAGAAGAGGAGCUUCAGGAUGCAGACGGAGGAGCCACAGCCCUCCCACAUUAAGAAGGAAGAGGAGGACCCACUGACCUUUCACAUCAAAGAGGAAGAGGAGGAACACAGCAUCAGUCAGCAGGGAGAGCAUCUUGAAGGACUGGAGGAGGUUGAUGUCACCAAGAUGCCAGUGACUGGUGUCCCUGUGAAGAGUGAAGAUGAUGAGGUCAAAGGUGAGAGUGAGGAGAGGGGAGGGGGGGAGCCUCCAAGCAGCAGCUCAACUCAACACAUGACAACAGAAGCUGAUGGAGACCACUGUGGAGGAUCACAAGCAGACAAGCUCUUAGCUCCACUAUCAGAUAGUGAGGACACAACGUCACACUCUCCUGACACUGAUGAUGAAGACUCUAAAGAUGAUAAGACAUGUCACACUGACAACACACACUUCACAUGUUCUCUCUGCGACAAAACUUUUAAAUCUCCUAGUAAUUUGAAAAGACACAUGAGAACACACACCGGAGAAAAACCUUUUUCAUGUUCAGUCUGCGGUAAAUGUUUAACUCAUAGGCACGAUUUGAAAAUACACAUGAGAAUACACACUGGAGAAAAACCCUUUUCUUGCUCAGAAUGUGGUAAAAGUUUUGUAAGAAAUCAAAAUUUAAAAGCACACAUGAGAACACACACUGGAGAAAAACCUUUUUCAUGUACAAUCUGCGGUAAAGAUUUUACUCAUAAACAACAUUUGGAAAUACACAUGAGAAUACACACUGGAGAAAACACUUUUCCCUGCUCAGAAUGUGGUAAAAGCUUUGUAAGAAAUCAAAGUUUAAAAGAGCAUUUGAGAACACACACUGGAGAUAAACCUUUUUUAUGUACAAUCUGCGGAAAAGAUUUUACUCAAAAGCACAAUUUCAAAGCACACAUGAGAAAACACACUGGAGAAAAACCUUUUUCCUGCUCAGAAUGUGGCAAAAGUUUUGUAAAAAAUCAAACUUUAAAAUUACACAUGAGAACACACACUGGAGAAAAACCUUUUUCAUGUUCAAUCUGCGGUAAAGAUUUUACUCAAAAGCACAAUCUCAAAGCACACAUGAAAAUACACACCGGAGAAAAAGCUUUUUCAUGUUCAAUCUGUGGUAAAGGUUUUACCCGAAGGGACCAUUUCAAAACACACAUUAGGGUACACACUGGAGAAAAACCUUUUACCUGCUCAGAAUGUGGCAAAAGUUUUGUAAUAAAUGAAAAUUUAAAAGUACACAUGAGAACACACACUGGUGAAAAACCUUUUCAGUGUUCAGUGUGUGGAAAAAGUUAUAUAGAAAAACAGCAAUUAAAAUCACACAUGAGAAUUCACUCUGGUGAAAAACCAUACUACUGUUCGAGCUGCGACAAAAGCUUUCGUCACCGACAAUCUUUCACAGUACACAUGAGAACACACACAUGAGAGAAAGUAACAACAUCAGCACAUAUAACAUGUGUGACAUCAUUGUUGUGUGUGUAACACAAUCUUGUUAAUAUGAUUCUAACAUUUAUAGAUUAGACACUUCAGAUUAGUGCUUUUAUUUCAGUCAAGUACAUGAGUUAAUAUACACAUUUGUGUACUUUAAAAUGAACACAACAAUUUGACUGAAAAGGUGAGAAUAAACAGUACAUAAAAUAUGUUACAUACAAUAAACAUUUUAAGUGUUCAUAAUUCACUUUUAUACUUAUUCAUAUGUGUUUUGAACAAUGAAGUGUUGCAUAUUUUAUUUUGUAAUUGUAGAAGAUUCCAUAGAUGAACUCCUUUAUAUGAUGUACAUAUUUGUUUUACAUGUGUUCAUACCUUUGCUUUUGAGUACACAUAAAUCCCUCUUAGUUCAUAUUUACUGGUUCACAUCUGAAACAUCUUCUGGACCACUUCUGGAAGCAUAUUAUUAUUUACUUUAUACAUCAUUUGAACAGUUGUCUUUUAUACAAUUUUAAAAUGUGUGACUUCAUGAAUCAUUUAUUGGGUCUUCAUCGUCCAUUCUAUUGAUUGUCUUUAUUACUCUCUUGUGUAAUAUGAAUAUUGUUGUGUGAUUGUUUUAUAUGUAUGUCCUCAGACCUUAUGCAAUAAAUUUCAAUUAAA
Nerophis ophidion (straightnose pipefish) is the source of this 2482-nucleotide messenger RNA. RefSeq names its product gastrula zinc finger protein XlCGF57.1-like. The record is from RefSeq and is a predicted model, not a curated record. The coding region runs from base 140 to 1819 and encodes 559 amino acids. NCBI's taxonomy places the organism in Eukaryota, Metazoa, Chordata, Actinopteri, Syngnathiformes, Syngnathidae. Gene Ontology annotation, molecular function: DNA-binding transcription factor activity; RNA polymerase II cis-regulatory region sequence-specific DNA binding. Gene Ontology annotation, biological process: regulation of transcription by RNA polymerase II. The transcript has 4 exons. Gene Ontology annotation, cellular component: nucleus.